Dromiciops gliroides (monito del monte) is the source of this 642-nucleotide messenger RNA. RefSeq names its product LSM5 homolog, U6 small nuclear RNA and mRNA degradation associated (gene LSM5). Bases 100 to 375 code for a protein of 91 amino acids. Gene Ontology annotation, molecular function: RNA binding. The record is from RefSeq and is a predicted model, not a curated record. Gene Ontology annotation, biological process: mRNA splicing, via spliceosome. Gene Ontology annotation, cellular component: U6 snRNP; U4/U6 x U5 tri-snRNP complex; Lsm1-7-Pat1 complex. The transcript has 5 exons. NCBI's taxonomy places the organism in Eukaryota, Metazoa, Chordata, Mammalia, Microbiotheria, Microbiotheriidae.
GAUCGAGAGCUCUACGCUCGUCCAUUGAGCGUGCCUGGGAGAGGAAAUCGGAAGUGCGGGCCGAAUGCGAUUGCUUUUCCCUGGCCGCUUCCGGGAGCUAUGGCGGUCAACGCGACCACGAACCCGUCCCAGCUGCUGCCGCUCGAACUGGUUGACAAAUGUAUAGGCUCGAGGAUUCACAUCGUGAUGAAGAGCGACAAAGAAAUUGUGGGCACACUGCUGGGAUUUGAUGACUUUGUCAACAUGGUGUUGGAAGAUGUCACUGAGUUUGAGAUCACACCUGAAGGAAGGAGGAUCACCAAGCUCGAUCAGAUCUUGCUAAAUGGAAAUAACAUAACAAUGCUGGUUCCGGGAGGAGAAGGACCUGAAGUGUGAAGUUGGAAGGGAUUUCUUGGUCACCCACAGGAUCUUUUUGGUUUAUGGUCCAUCAAAGGGAGGGGUGCUUGGUUUUGUUGUGUCAUGUUUUUUUUUUUCUUUUUACUUUUAAUGUUGACAUUUGAUACAAUUCAAUUUCCUGUUAAAGGGAAACUUUUUGAGGAUGGAUUGUAAAUUAUAUUUUUUGUAUUUUAGAAUCAUGAAUUUCUUGUAAAAGAAGAAAUCAGUUUGAUGUUCAAAGCCUAAAAUAAAAUCUUUUUUUCAUUA